Rotaria sp. Silwood1 is the source of this 402-nucleotide messenger RNA. NCBI's taxonomy places the organism in Eukaryota, Metazoa, Rotifera, Eurotatoria, Philodinida, Philodinidae. The record is from the annotation of a GenBank genome assembly.
AUGUCAACUUCGAAAGCACAAUCACGUGAACCUCUUAAUACAAGACAACGAUCAAUUCUUACUGCAUUUUAUGAUAAAAAUCCGUAUCCAUCAGCAAGUGAACGUGAACAACUUGUUCAAUUGACUGGUCGAACAUUGAAACAAAUUCAAGAUUGGUUUUCUAAUCGACGACGCAAUGAUCCAAAGUUAGUAACGGGUAAAGUAACUUCUACUUCGUUACCUCAAACACCUCCAUCAAUACCAAUGCAACCAAUUUACUACUAUACACCUGCACCUCCACCGAUGUCAACCAUUUGUCCAUGUUGUUACUUCACUCAAUCGUCUUCAGUAAUUGAUCAAUCGAUUUAUCCUCCUUGUCCAACAUUUUACUAUCCUCCAUCAAAUAAUACUUUUCAUUCGUGA